Messenger RNA from Prunus persica (peach), 1212 nucleotides. RefSeq lists its product as uncharacterized. The record is from RefSeq and is a predicted model, not a curated record. The coding region runs from base 1 to 1212 and encodes 403 amino acids. Lineage: Eukaryota; Viridiplantae; Streptophyta; Magnoliopsida; Rosales; Rosaceae. The transcript is spliced from 2 exons.
AUGCCUAGCUUAAACACUGAAACCAGUGACCUAGAAAGGGUCACAGGAUCACAGGAUGUUGAUCAUACUCCUCUCAAGUACAAGAGCAUUGCAGAAAUUUAUGAAAAAUGCAACAUGUGCAUUAUAGAACCAGAAAGUUUUGAAGAGGCAGCAAAGGAUGACUCUUGGAAGAAAGCAAUGGAAGAUGAAAUCACCAUGAUUGAAAAGAACAAUACAUGGGAGCUUGUGGAUAGACCAUUUGAUAAACCAAUCAUUGGAAUCAAAUGGGUCUAUAAGACUAAACUGAACCUAGAUGGAUCUGUGCAGAAGAAUAAGAGAAACUGGAGAUUGUUUCAGCUGGAUGUAAAGUCAGCAUUUCUUAAUGGAGUGCUAAAUGAAGAAGUGUAUGUGGAUCAACCAUCUGGCUUUGUGAUACAAGGAAGUGAAGAUAAGGUGUAUAAGCUGAAAAAGGCCUUAUAUGGUUUGAAACAAGCUCCAAGAGCUUGGUAUGAAGAGAUAAAUUCCUAUUUCAUCAAAACUGGUUUUUAUAGAAGUCCAAGUGAAGCUACAUUGUACACUAAGAUGUCUACAAGUGGUAAUCUCAUUGUGUCCCUAUAUGUAGAUGAUAUUAUCUACACAGGAAGUUCAGAAGAAAUGAUGGCUGCAUUCAAGAAUGAUAUGAUGAGACAAUAUGAAAUGACUGACCUAGGACUGCUUCAUCACUUCCUUGGUCUUGGAGUCCUGCAAACUGAUACUUGCAUCUUCCUACACCAGAAGAAGUAUGCAAAGACCUUACUUGACAAGUUUGGACUUAAGGAUUGCAAGUCUGUUGCAACACCACUGGCAGUGAAUGAAAAGUUGUCAAAAGUGGAUGGAAGUGAACUAGCAGAUGAGACUUUGUAUAGGCAAAUGGUGGGAAGCUUGCUCUACCUGACUGCAACCAGACCAGAUAUCAUGUUUGCAGCAAGCCUCUUGGCUAGAUUCAUGCAUAAUCCAACCAAGAAGCACAUGGGAACAGCAAAGAGAGUGUUGAGAUAUAUUCAAGGCACUAUAAGCUAUGGAAUUGCUUAUGAGAAGGGAAAAGGAGCAGUGCUAAUAGGUUACUGUGACAGUGAUUGGAGUGGAAGUGAAGAUGACAUGAGGAGCACAUCAGGCUAUGCAUUCAACUUGGGGUCAGGUGUAUUUUCUUGGGUCUCAAUCAAGCAAAGCAGUGUUGCUCUGUCAACAGCAUAA